Pneumocystis carinii B80 is the source of this 1897-nucleotide messenger RNA. RefSeq lists its product as hypothetical. The record is from RefSeq and is a predicted model, not a curated record. NCBI's taxonomy places the organism in Eukaryota, Fungi, Ascomycota, Pneumocystomycetes, Pneumocystales, Pneumocystaceae. The coding region runs from base 43 to 1854 and encodes 603 amino acids. The transcript has 7 exons. Gene Ontology annotation, molecular function: protein binding.
AUUUAAUUAACUUAUAUUAUUUAAGAAUAUAAAGAGUUAACAAUGCACAGAACUCAAGAUUUAUAUCAAAAAGAUUUAAAUCAAGCAAAUUAUGAUACAAGUUCAUCAAUAUCAGAAAUAAGAAAGCGACAAUCAAGAAAAGAUGAAGCAAUUCGGCGUAAAAUUGAGAAUGAAUUAAGUAAAAAAAAACCAACAGCAGCACGUUUACAUCCAGGUAAACAGGAAUCCAGAACAGUAUUAUCAUUGAAACCAUCACCUCCUCUUACGGUUCAAAUUGGUAUUACUGUUUCAGAGGCAUCUCAAUUGAUGGCAGCUAAAAGAGAGGAUUGUAUUUUAGUAGUUGAUGAUGAUCAACAUUUAAUUGGUAUUUUUACUGCAAAAGAUCUUGCAUUCCGUGUAGUAGGAAUGGAUAUGGAUCCAAGGAGUCUUUUUAUUGAAGAUAUAAUGACGGAAAAUCCUUUAUGUGCACGAAAUGAUACAUCAGCAACAGAUGCACUUGAUCUUAUGGUACAUAAGGGAUUUAGACAUUUGCCAGUAUGUGAUGAAAACGGGAAUGUUUCAGGAAUAUUAGAUAUAACAAAGUGUUUUCAUGAGGCUAUGAAAAAGGUUGAGCGUGCAUAUUCAAGUUCUCAGCAAUUAUAUGAUGCUUUAGAAGGGGUUCAGACAGAAUGGAGUCAAAUACAACAACCUGAACAAAUUUUUCAGUAUGUUGAAACAUUAAAACAAAGAAUGUCAGGACCGAAUUUAGCGAGUGCAUUAGAUGGAACCACGCCUAUAACAGUAAAUAUACGAACUAGUGUUAGAGAUGCGGCCUUUCUUAUGAGAGAAAAUAAUACGACAGCAGUCUUAGUUAUGGAUCAAAUGAAUAUUUCUGGAAUUUUUACAUCUAAGGAUAUUGUUUUGCGUGUUAUUGCACCAGGACUUGAUCCUGCAAAUUGUUCUGUAGUUCGAGUCAUGACUCCUCAUCCUGAUUGUGCUCCAAUGGAUAUGAGUAUUCAAGAAGCUCUUAGGAAAAUGGAUGAAGGUCAUUAUCUCAAUCUUCCCGUAUUAGAUCAAGAAUCUCAAGUCAUUGGGAUGGUUGAUGUUAUGAAAUUAACAUAUCUCAUUUUAGAACAAAUAAAGAAUAUUAACUCAUCUGAUGGUGAUGGUCCUAUUUGGAAUAAAUUCUGGAAUACUAUAGGUGGUGAUACCGAUUCUGUUUUAUCUGAUAAUCAGCUUUCUGCAUCUCAUCCUUAUCAAUCUUUUUCAUGCACUCCUUUAUCUGAAAAUCAACAAAACUUACAGGUCCUUUCACCUGAAGUUUCUCCAACAAAAUUAACACAAAAAAAUAAUUGGGCUUUUCCAAUUGAUACAUCUCUUCUUUCAAACAAAAAUACAUUACCAUCAAAUCAAACUCCUUUAUUAAAUCAAACUCCAUUCGUUUUUAAAUUUACCUCUCUUUAUGGCAAAACACAUCGAAUACAACUUAUUCCUCAAGCCGGUUUUCUAUCUCUUAAACAAAUUGUCAUUGAACGUUUAAAAUUAGAGCUUGAUAAAUUGGGUCAUUCUGAUGAUUUAGCUAUUAAUUUUAUUGACGAUGAUGGUGAUAUAAUAGCAAUCACAACCGAUGAUGAUGUACUUCAUGCUGUCGAACUUGCUUAUAAAAAUGGUGAAGAUAAAGUAAAUCUUAUUAUUCAACAUCCAAAUUUCUCUACUAAUCAAAAUUCUACCGAUUCAUCACCUCUUCAAAAUAAUCAUAAUAAUCAAAAUAAUCACAAUUCUACUUCAAAUCUCUCCACCGUUUUCUUCUUUUCUGGCUCAAUUGCUCUCUGCAUCGCUACUAUCGCUAUUAUCUACAGAUACGUACAAAAAUAGAUAUUUAUCUAUAUAUUUCUUUUUCAAAAAAAAUCUUUCUUAC